Molecule: messenger RNA, 1050 nt
Organism: Vicia faba (fava bean)
Lineage: Eukaryota; Viridiplantae; Streptophyta; Magnoliopsida; Fabales; Fabaceae
Source: the annotation of a GenBank genome assembly
AUGGAAAACAUUUCAGUGUUACCAUCUAAGGAAGAUGAAAAGAUGGAUUUGCCUCCUGGAUUUCGGUUUCAUCCAACUGAUGAAGAGCUUAUAAGUCAUUACCUUUACAAAAAGGUUAUUGAUUCGAAUUUCUCCGCGAAAGCUAUCGGAGAUGUAGACCUCAACAAGUCUGAACCUUGGGAUUUACCAUGGAAAGCUAAAAUGGGAGAAAAAGAAUGGUACUUUUUCUGUGUGAGAGACAGAAAAUACCCAACUGGUUUGAGGACAAACAGAGCAACAGAAGCAGGCUAUUGGAAAGCAACUGGGAAAGAUAAAGAGAUUUUCAAAGGGAAAUCGUUGGUUGGAAUGAAGAAAACUCUUGUUUUCUACAAAGGAAGAGCACCAAAAGGCGAAAAAAGUAAUUGGGUCAUGCAUGAAUAUCGUCUCGAGGGUAAAUUCUCUGUUCACAAUCUUCCUAAAGCUGCAAAGAAUGAAUGGGUUAUUUGCAGGGUGUUUCAGAAGAGUUCAGCUGGUAAAAAAACACAUAUUUCUGGGAUAAUGAGGUUGGAUACACUUGGUAAUGAAUUUGGUUCAGUUUUACCACCACUUACCGAUUCGAUUGGGAAAAUCAAACAAUUGAAUGAUUCGGCUUACGUGCCCUGCUUCUCCAAUUCAAUUGAUGUUCAAAGAAACCAAGGAGGGAUCUUUGAUUCAUUCACAAACUCGAUUUACGGCGUUUCUUCAAAUAAUCCACACGAUGUUUUUCAAAGAGGUUCAUUAUACUCUUCUUCUAAUCAAUCUAAUUUUCAAUUUCCUAGUUCUGUUUGCGGUAUUCAAGAUCAUUCACUUUUAAGAGCUCUAUACGAAAACAACAGUUUCAAAACCGAGCGACAACAACAACAACAACAAAUUGUGAGUGUUUCACAGGAAACAGAUCUAACUACUGAUAUCAACGCUGAAACGUGUUCUGUUGUGUCAAAUUUUGGUAUCGGUAGAAGGGCUUUGGAGAAUAAUAAUCAUCAACAUCGUCCACCACCUGUUGAUUUUGAUGGUGCUUUAUGGAAUUACUAA